AGAUAUUUUGCAUAUUUUUGAGUUAAAGAAUUUAUUAUAAUGCAUUUUCAUAUUACUAGCAUCUGCAUAACCAUUGCAAUGUUUUUUGUUAUGAUUAGGGGGGCUGCAUUUGGUGGGGUACAGCUGGUUAGGCGAGAUACAAAAGAGGUUGUGAAGCAAAUAGCAAAUGAUACUGGUUUGAAGCCACUACUUAAUGCUACGAAUCAAAGUGGAUCCCAUGGGAGUAUUGUUGAAGUGGCUUUGGAUACAUCAAAUGGUACAGCUCUUAAACCCACUGGUGGUUCUGAUCCAAAUGGAUCGAUUCGUGUUUCAAUUGCAACUGGUACAUUCGUUUUGGUUAUAUUGGCAUUUAUAGGAUCUCUUGCAUCUUUUUGAUUAGAUGGAUUCAUUGAGUUUUUCAGC
Messenger RNA from Pneumocystis murina B123, 402 nucleotides. RefSeq lists its product as hypothetical. Lineage: Eukaryota; Fungi; Ascomycota; Pneumocystomycetes; Pneumocystales; Pneumocystaceae. Bases 40 to 375 code for a protein of 111 amino acids. The record is from RefSeq and is a predicted model, not a curated record. The transcript has 2 exons.